Messenger RNA from Blumeria graminis f. sp. triticale, 303 nucleotides. The record is from the annotation of a GenBank genome assembly. NCBI's taxonomy places the organism in Eukaryota, Fungi, Ascomycota, Leotiomycetes, Helotiales, Erysiphaceae.
AUGGGACACAGGCGCCUCUACUUUGUUAAGAAUAUCCCUCACGGCGACAUUUCUGAUAGAAGUAAAAUGUUAGGAAGGCCGAAUGGAGAUGACGGCAUAAAAGGCAUCGUGAUUGACCUUGAUCAUUCAGUUUCACUUAAUGACGAUCAGAAAAAAGUCGAUAGUCAUUUAUUGACAGGAACUAUGAAGUUCACAGUGCUUGAAAUGUUAGUUCACGCUAUAAGACACAGCUCAAAAAUUCAAUGCACUUACCGUCAUUACCUGGAAUCGUUUUUCUACGUGUUUCUUGUGGGGUGCAUUUAG